AUGUCAGGGGCUGAAGCGCCGUUAAUAGCACACGUUGACACUGCUGGAGAAGCAGAGCAGGAAAACACAUUGUCAGAAGGAAUUCAUGAGGAUGACGCCAAUUUGCUCAGAUUGCCAGACGCGCCACCAGGCCUGUUUAUUUGGCUACUAGUGUUAUCGGCUGGCAUCAGUGGACUCCUUUUUGGAUACGACACGGGGGUAAUAUCAUCCACGUUGGUCUCCAUCGACGACUCCCUCUCGGGCCGUCAGCUCACAUCUCUGGAUAAGUCGGUGAUCACGUCGUGCACCUCGCUAUUUGCACUUUUGAUCUCGCCGUUUUCCUCAUCUAUCGCCGAUAGCUUGGGCCGGAAACGCGUCAUCCUGGUUGCCGACCUUCUCUUCGCUGUCGGUGCCAUCUUGCAGGCAUGCAGCGACACGGUGGCCGAGAUGGUCGCUGGUCGGUCCAUAGUCGGGGCCGGAGUCGGGGCAGCGUCCUUUGUAGUGCCGCUCUACAUUGCCGAGACCGCCCCGGCUGACCACAGAGGCAAGCUCAUCACCAUCAACGUGCUGUUCGUCACGCUUGGCCAGGUGGUCGCCUACGUGAUCGGUUGGCUUUUCGCCGAGUAUGGCGACAAGUCCAGCGGCUGGAGGUGGAUGGUUGGUCUAGGAGCCGCUCCCGCUGUGGUGCAGGCAGUGCUUCUCCUUGGGAUGCCAGAGACCCCACGUUGGCUGGUGAAGGCAGGCCGGAAAGAAGAGGCACUCGAGGUAAUCCGCCGUGUCGCUGGCGGUAAGCACAGUUCGACCUCUGAUCGGGUAGCUCGGCGUGUCCUUGAGGAGAUCGAGGUCGAGAUUCGUGAAGAAUCCGAUGCUCGCAGAAGACUCUUGGCCAGCCGUGACGGGAUGCAGUCAUCGACGCCAGGGUGGAUGGAAACAUGGUCAGAGCUUGUCAAGGUGAGGCGGAAUAGACGAGCUCUGAUUGUCGCCUGUCUUCUCCAGGGACUACAGCAACUGUGCGGAUUUAACUCUUUGAUGUAUUUCUCUGCAUCCAUAUUCACAAUGGUCGGUUUCGCGACACCAACCCUAACAUCAUUAACGGUUGCCGUUACAAACUUCGUCUUUACGGUGCUGGCGCUAUUGCUAGUAGAUCGCAUUGGCAGACGUCGUAUACUCCUCUACUCCCUACCUUUUAUGAUUGCUGGGUUGCUGCUUGCAGCGUUCGGCUUCUCGUUCAUAUCGAUAUCUCCAGCCGCAAACUCAUCAGCUACACCUCGCGCGGCCAAGACGGGCGAUGUGCAGCUGUCGCCGCGGGCCGCAGCGGUAAUGAUACUGAUCAGCAUCAUGAUAUACGUUGCAUCCUACGCCAUUGGACUCGGCAACGUUCCGUGGAUGCAGAGCGAGCUCUUUUCGUUGAGCGUACGAUCGGUUGGCAGUGGGGUCGCUACCGGGACGAAUUGGUUGGCCAACUUUGUGGUGGGCUUGACGUUUUUACCCUUGAUGGAUGCGUUUGGGCCGCCGGCAACUUUUACCAUGUACGGGGUUAUUUGUGGUGCUGGUCUUGUACUCAUCUGGAAGAUCUAUCCGGAGACGACGGGAUUAAGUCUCGAGGAGGCGGCAAGCCUGCUGGAGGGUAGCGCCUGGGGGGUACGGUAG
This is a messenger RNA of Pyricularia pennisetigena, 1629 nucleotides long. RefSeq lists its product as uncharacterized. Lineage: Eukaryota; Fungi; Ascomycota; Sordariomycetes; Magnaporthales; Pyriculariaceae. The transcript has 3 exons. Gene Ontology annotation, molecular function: myo-inositol:proton symporter activity. Gene Ontology annotation, cellular component: membrane. Gene Ontology annotation, biological process: transmembrane transport. Bases 1 to 1629 code for a protein of 542 amino acids. The record is from RefSeq and is a predicted model, not a curated record.